Molecule: messenger RNA, 1336 nt
Organism: Austrofundulus limnaeus
Lineage: Eukaryota; Metazoa; Chordata; Actinopteri; Cyprinodontiformes; Rivulidae
Gene: tal2
Product: T-cell acute lymphocytic leukemia 2
Exons: 2
Coding region: 11-562 (183 amino acids)
Biological process (GO): regulation of transcription by RNA polymerase II
Molecular function (GO): DNA-binding transcription factor activity, RNA polymerase II-specific; protein dimerization activity; RNA polymerase II cis-regulatory region sequence-specific DNA binding
Source: RefSeq, a predicted model, not a curated record
CUGCUAUAAAAUGUGGGAUGGGGAUGGAAGCAUGCAGUAUUCUCACCCCUGCUCUCUCUCUCUCUGCUCCCCAUCCCUCCCCGUCGUACUCUCUGCCUCCGUCGCUCGUUUGGAUCCCAGCGAGGAUGAGAAGACGCAGCUGAGCGGACACGCUGGAGACACACAUGACCUGUGGACGACAACUUUGCCGCUGAGGUUUCUGCUUUUCUACACAAACAGCAUCAUGACCAGGAAGGUGUUCACCAACACCAGGGAGCGGUGGCGCCAGCACAACGUCAACACCGCCUUCGCAGAACUCCGCAAGCUCAUACCCACCCACCCUCCGGAGAAGAAGCUGAGCAAGAACGAGAUCCUGCGCCUGGCCAUGCGCUACAUCAACUUCCUGGUGCAGCUGCUGGAGAGCCAGAGCGGUCAGCCGGCCGGCCACUCCCCCGCCGCCCUGCUCACCUUCCUGAGAGGGAACAUGGAGCAGCUGCACUCGCCCCCGCACCCCUGGACCACGACGAGUGACACCGACGCUCCGUCGCCUGGAUCCAGCUGUGGCAGCUCCGAGGCCUGGUAGAACCACAGUCCUGAGUUCAAAAGGAGAGACUUAAGACUUUUGGAGGAAAACAGCAGGUUGUGUUGCAUUGUGACUCAUGUUUCGGUGCAGAUCAGUGUGAUUAUUAUUAUUAUUAUUAUUUUUUGUGGACUCCACACAUGAAUGGUACGAAGGUGCCACCAACAGAUUAUUUAGAUUCUGCACAGGGGUGUCAAUCCUGGACAUUUCCUUCAUGUUUUCAUGUUAAUAUUCCUCAUUGCUGGUCAGCAUGGAACUAAUUUAUUCACCAUGAAGGGGAAUUUUGCCAUUGAGGAAAAAAGCAGAGGAUUAUGAAAAAAAAGGCAUUUGAACAUUAAAAUUCAGCCAAUUCUCCAGACUGCAAUAGUCUCUAAAUAGCCGAGGACACUAUUUUUUUAAUGUUUUCCUUUCAUUCAUCUAACACAGUUUUUCCCCUCUUAAAAAUAUCUGAACUUGUGUGACGUCAUCACAGCAGAACCUUUUUUUCUGUUUAAUUGUGUUUAAACUAAAAUAUUAGGCUAAAGAAUUCUGGAAAAUAAAAAAAAAAAUAAAAAACAGACAAUCCUCUGAAUAUUUUCACACAAAUAUCAGCUCCUGUCAAACCUUUCUUUUUCAUUUGUCUUCUUUGUAAUAUAUUUGCAUGUCAUAGCCAAAGAUCAUGAACUGAUUGUCAAAUUGUGGUACGAGUGUGUUACUGUGUGUCUUAUACCUCUUUUCUAAUUUAUUUUUGUUUAUCUGUGAGAACAUAUUAUGGUAUUUAUUUAUUUAUUUGAUAAA